GAUGACGUAGAUGUUGAACUCGCAUGUGGUCAAUUCCAUGGAAAAAUGGAAAUGUCAUGCGCAUGUAAAGGUAUCAGAACAUGCCCUGUAUGUGAAGCUGCCGGAAAGCAACCUAAAUUGUUUGUGAAGGACACAGAGGUUAGAACAUUUGACUACUGUGACAGAUGUAUGAAAGCAUGGGAAAGGGGUUCUAGUGUCCAUCCCAACCAUAUGGGUCCAGGACUGGCAUUUCCAGGGAUUUUCAUUCAGCCAAAUUUUGUUUCAAAGGCAGAGGAAGCUGCAUUUGUGGACAAGAUUGAUAAAACUGCAUUUGUGGAGUCCCAGUCUGGCAGAAGAAAGCAGGAUUUUGGACCAAAAGUAAAUUUCAAAAAAAGAAAAGUAAGAAGUGCAUGCUUCAGUGGCUUACCAGAUUUUAGCAAACCAAUAUAUGAAAGAAUGAAAAAACUGGAGGUAUUGUCAGACUUCAUUCCAGUUGAACAAUGCCACUUGGAGUACACUCCAGAGAGAGGAUCCUCCAUAGAUCCACACUUUGACGAUUUUUGGCUCUGGGGUGAAAGACUUGUCACAGUCAAUUUACUCUCAGACACAAUUCUGUACUUCAUCUGUGAUGAACACCCUGGCAUUGAAGUACAUGUGCCCAUGGCACGUAGAUCCCUAAUUGUUGUGUAUGGAGAAGCACGGACCAAGUGGAAGCACGCCAUACACAGGUCAGAUAUAUCAGACCGUCGACUGGCUAUCACGCUACGGGAACUGUCCUCAGAGUUUAGUGAUGGUGGAGCAAGGUCGGAGGAAGGACAAGCAUUACUGGACAUUGCCCUGACAUUUAGAGGAUAUGCAGUUCAGUAAUGGAGGAUUAAGAUGGGAGGAAAGACAAGCAUAAAUGGACAUUACUCUGACAUUUAGUGGAUCAGCAGUUCAGUGAUGGAGGAUUAAGAUGGGAGGAAAGACAAGCGUAAAUGGACAUUAGUCUGACAUUUAGUGGAUCAGCAGUUCAGUGAUGGUGGAGCAACAACUGAGGGAGGAUAAACAUUAGUUGACAUUGCCAUGACAUUUAGUGGAUCAGCAGUUCAGUGAUGGUUGAGCAACCACAGAGGAAGGAUAAACUUUACUGGACUUUGCCGAGAUAUUUAGUUGAUCAGCAGUUCAGUGAUGUAGGAGCAAGGUCGGAAGAUGGACAAGCGUUACUGGACCGUGCCCUAAUAUUAAGUGGAUCAGCAGUAGGUUCUGCAUGAAAUUGUUUACAAUGUUCCUGUUGAUGAUUUUAGUCUAUGAUUCAACCUGUUUUCUUUCUGAUCAGGUUGUUCUGUGAUAAGCCUUUGUCGUUUCUUACCUGCCUUGAGUUUAUUUUUAUCAAGUUUUAGGCUUAUGAUUAUUUAUUGCGAAUAGGAUGAUAUUUGAUAUUUAAGUGGAAUUCACUAUUUUCAAAGAGAGUAUUUCUUAAAUUACCUUUUAAAAACACAAAAUAUUAAGCUUUUGCGAAGAUGGUGUUCUUGGAACAUGAUAUACCUCAUGAUAGAAGUCUUGAAUUAUUAAAACAUGACAUGUAUAUGCUUUUUUAAACAUAUAUUCUGUCAGAGCGCUUGCAGUUGAAUAUCAUAGAUUUACAUCAUAACAUGUAUGAUUGUUAUGCUGAAUGCAAUCUAAUUUAAAGGUGAUGUAUUACUCCAAAUAUUAAUCUUCUAUGAUAUUGAUAAAAUUUGAUUGUGUUUUGUAGGUUUAUACUCACAAUUUUUUAUGGUGAGUUAAUGUGAUCAUUUUUUGUCCGUUGAUCCACUUUCAAAUAAAAGGAAUAAUAAAAUAAUGUGAAUUAAAUAUUAAUAUGU
Molecule: messenger RNA, 1823 nt
Organism: Mya arenaria
Lineage: Eukaryota; Metazoa; Mollusca; Bivalvia; Myida; Myidae
Product: alpha-ketoglutarate-dependent dioxygenase alkB homolog 4-like
Exons: 3
Coding region: 46-846 (266 amino acids)
Biological process (GO): oxidative demethylation
Molecular function (GO): demethylase activity; oxidoreductase activity
Source: RefSeq, a predicted model, not a curated record